Messenger RNA from Quercus robur (English oak), 1500 nucleotides. RefSeq lists its product as uncharacterized. Gene Ontology annotation, molecular function: RNA-DNA hybrid ribonuclease activity; nucleic acid binding. The record is from RefSeq and is a predicted model, not a curated record. Bases 1 to 1500 code for a protein of 499 amino acids. The transcript is spliced from 3 exons. NCBI's taxonomy places the organism in Eukaryota, Viridiplantae, Streptophyta, Magnoliopsida, Fagales, Fagaceae.
AUGAGUGUUUUUCAGCUUCCAUGGAAAUUAUGUGAGGAGUUAGAUGGCUUAUGUGCUAGAUUUUGGUGGGGCCAGGUAGGGAAUGAACGGAAAAUUUAUUGGAAAAGUUGGGAUAAACUGACAUUGUCAAAGAAGGAUGGUGGAAUGGGGUUUCGGGACCUUAGAGCGUUUAAUUUAGCUAUGUUGGCCAAGCAAGGGUGGAGACUAUUAAAUGAUACAACUUCUCUAGUCUAUCAAUGCUUUAAAGCAAGGUACUUCCCUAGAACUUCAGUACUUGAGGCUUCAGAGUCACCUAACUGUUCUUUUGUGUGGAGGAGUUUAGUGGCAGCCUUACCUAUUUUAAGAUUGGGACAUUGUUGGCGAUUGGGUGAUGGACUUUCUAUUAAUGUCUAUCGAGAUAGGUGGAUUCCUGAGUAUCCUACUAAUAAGCCCUUUUUGUCGGUGAGGGAUGAUGAAGAGGAAGUAUGGGUGUCAAGGUUGAUUAACCAAGACCUCCAUGUAUGGCGACGAGAUUUUAUUAUGGCUCAUUUCAAUCGGGAAGAGGGGGAAGCUAUUUGUAAUAUACCUUUAAGUCGAAGGCAAGUAUCUGACUCUAUUUUUUGGAAGCAUAAUAAGGAUGGUAUUUUCACAGUGAAGUCAGCCUACAAGGUUGCCAAAGCUCAUCUGAGGAAGGUGGAUUGGACUGAAUCAUCAUCCGGCAGUGGUGGUAGUCGGGUGUGGGCUGCUAUAUGGAAGCUAUGGAUCCCUAAUAAGAUAAAGGUGUUUGGGUGGAGGGAUGUUUGGCAUGAUAGUGUAAGGGCGUUGCAGAAGUGUGGGACGGGUCAGUUUGAUUUUGUUGCUCUAUUGGAGUAUUUGCUGGACCGGCUGGAUAGAACAGAGGUGGAGCUGUGGUUGGUGCAGGCAUGGCUGAUUUGGAACCAGCGGAACAGAGUAGUGCAUGGAGGCAAAUUAAUGGAACUGGGCUGUUUGAAUAGGCGUGCAUCUGAAUUGCUUGAGGAGUUUCAGCAGUCACAGAUACCCCCACCACAAGAUGUGUACAAGCUCAACUAUGAUGCUGCGGUGUUUGAGGACUCUGCUAGCUCUGGGUUCGGUGCGGUGAUCAGAAACUAUACUGGAGAAGUUAUGGCGGCGAUGACAGUUAAAGGUCUGGUAGUCCAGGGAAGUGAUAUGGCUGAACUACUCGCAUGUCGUAAGGUGCUAGAAUUCGCCAUUGAUGCUAGUUUCACGGUGCUUGUAGUGGAAGGGGACAGUGUUAAUGCUACAAGGUGGAUUGCUUUAGGUACGGAGAACCAGUUAGCUAUUGGCCAUGUUGUUGGAGACAUCCGGCAUCUGGCAGGAGCUUUGGAAUGGACGUCUGUGAGCUGCACUAAGAGAAAUGGUAAUAGGGUAGCACAUGAGCUUGCUAGGUUUGCCCAAAAGGUUAAUGUUGAUUUAUUUUGGAUGGAAGAGGUUCCAUCAGUUGCUAUUGAGUAUGUAAACAUUGAUGCUUCCUUGAUUUAA